Molecule: messenger RNA, 870 nt
Organism: Rotaria sordida
Lineage: Eukaryota; Metazoa; Rotifera; Eurotatoria; Philodinida; Philodinidae
Source: the annotation of a GenBank genome assembly
AUGACAGAUAAUUCAAUGUCUUUUACAAAAGAUAAUUUUAAUUCUAUAAUAGAAGAACUUGAGAAUACAAUGCAACGAUCACAACUACUUGCAUCUCAAGCUCAUCAUAUUAACACAUUACAAACAAAACAAAUAGAACAAUGUCAAACAACAAUGGAUAAAUCAAGUAAACAUCUUAAAGAUGUUGAACAUGAAAUUGAUGAAUUACAAAGAAAUUUCUGUAUUCGUUUAUGUUGUCCAUCAAAAUCAAAAAAAUUCAAAUCGAAAAAUUCAUCAUUAAUUAAAUCUCAAGAAAAUAAAUCAAAUGAAAAUUUAGUUCAUAUUGCACAAGAUAGAAUCUAUUCAAAUGAUCAAUUGCAAAAUGUCGAUGAAAAUUUACAACGUUUACAAUAUUUUAAUACUUUAAUUGAUAAUGAAAUUCAAGAUCAAAUUCAAACAUUAGUUUGUUUUCGAUAUACAACAGCUCUCAAAAUGAUUCGAUCACAUUUUUCUUCCACUGCUAAUGAUCUUCACAAUAAAGUCGAUGUUGAUAUAUAUAAAUUAACAAAAGCUAAUUCUAAAAGUUAUCGAAUAUCGAAUAACAAUGUUGAAUUAGUCAUGUGUUUAUCAUCAGAUCCUAAAUGUAAUAAACCAUUAAUACAAAAUACAGUGAAUAAUCCAGGAUUUGGUCAAGCAAGAUUACGUUUAACAUUUACUCAAGAAGAUCCAUUAUGUGAACAAGGUCUAAGUUAUUCUCGUGUUUCAUUACCAUUUAAUCUUACAGGAAAAGCUUAUUGUAAAGGAACAAGUAUUAAUGUAACACGUAAUCAUUUUGAAUUUUCAACUUGGUUAACACUAUGUGAACUUGAAUUGAAUUUAUACAUUCUUUAA